AUGAAGAUGAAUAACCUAAAAAAUAUGAAGGUUCUUUAUCGCCACAUCCUAAGUGAAGCUUCCAAAUUUGAAAACAUAAACUACAGCGUCUACUUCAGGAACAAGGCCAAAGAUACCUUCCGAGAAUUUUUUAGCAACAACCAUGUGAACCACACCGAUGAAGAACUGAAGGCGUUUGAGAAGGACUGCCGGGAAUACCUUAACAUGCUGAGGAGGCAAACAGUGGUGCACAACAUGUACCACGUGGAUAAGCCCCUGGUGACUAAAUGA
Messenger RNA from Plasmodium coatneyi, 270 nucleotides. RefSeq lists its product as uncharacterized. Gene Ontology annotation, cellular component: mitochondrion; L-cysteine desulfurase complex. NCBI's taxonomy places the organism in Eukaryota, Apicomplexa, Aconoidasida, Haemosporida, Plasmodiidae. The record is from RefSeq and is a predicted model, not a curated record. Gene Ontology annotation, biological process: iron-sulfur cluster assembly. The transcript is spliced from 2 exons. The coding region runs from base 1 to 270 and encodes 89 amino acids.